Molecule: messenger RNA, 540 nt
Organism: Haemonchus placei
Lineage: Eukaryota; Metazoa; Nematoda; Chromadorea; Rhabditida; Trichostrongylidae
Source: the annotation of a GenBank genome assembly
AUGGUGUCUGAAUUAAGCUGCUCCAUGAUCGAAUGCGAUGAUUUCGACCUUGAACCUGGUUUCUACUUGAAUCUUAUGCAUACUUUAUCCAUCAUGGCACUUGUUAUGAACUUAUUUGCUGUAUACUGUGUUGUUUGUAAAUCAACGAAACAAAUGGGAGUAUACAAAUGGUAUCUGCUUAUUUAUCAAGCAGCUUCCACCUUAUUCGACUUCGUGUAUACAAGCCUAACUCUACCAGUGAUCUUUUUCCCUGUACCAAUGGGUUACCCUGGUGCUUGGAUUGCUGAGUGGCUGUCCAUUAGCUCUCAUGCGGCAACUAUCACUGUUAUUCUAACCUGUUCCAUGAUGGCUGCUGCUGUGCUGAGCCUUUUCAACUAUCGGCUUUUCGUGGUAACCCCAACUCAUCAUUUUAUGAGAAUUAGCGACAACGGUAAGUCUCGGUACUGCUACGUUAUUGGGCAGUUGUUUCAGUUACUUGUUUGUGAUGGUCUCGAACACUCCCCAAGAUUUUGGAGAGAUUCAAGGGUCUCUAGUGUUUAA